GUCCUGUCGUCGCCCGACGGCGGCCAUGGCGUCGCGCUUGAGGCGGAGGCGUUCGAACCGGUGUGGAGGAUCGCCGACACCAUGCGCAGCGCGUUCGCGCGCCUGCGGGAGGACCUGCGGGCCGCUGCGUCCGCCGCCGGGGGCCCCGCGGCCGCGGCGAGGCUGCCGCGGUUGCGCGUGCGGCAGCUGGCCCUGGGGAGCAGCCCUGGUAGCCAGGAGCUGAGCGUGCCGAGGCAGUCGGCGGCGGAGACCAGCGCGUACGAGGCCGGCGUCGGGGGGGGCAACGCUCGGAGGGGGCCAUCGGCUCUCGGGGAUGGCGUCCCCCUUGCGCCUCGCCUCCCUGAUGCGCACGUGUGGAGGCGCAGCACGUGCCGUGGUCAAGACGUCCGCGUGGACGUGCAGAGGCAGAGAAAGGUACCCAUACUUGUACUCUCUUGCCCGUCUUCCUUUUUGUGGGGGGGCCUCGUGGGAGGCCCUCGUCGCCACUCCGCUGGAUUCGCCCCGAGGUUCUGGUCGGAACGCACUUCGGGAGAGGUCCGGGGAGUGGCGGUAUGA
Prorocentrum cordatum is the source of this 555-nucleotide messenger RNA. Lineage: Eukaryota; Dinophyceae; Prorocentrales; Prorocentraceae. The record is from the annotation of a GenBank genome assembly.